Gallus gallus (chicken) is the source of this 1541-nucleotide messenger RNA. RefSeq names its product profilin 3 (gene PFN3). Gene Ontology annotation, molecular function: actin binding. The record is from RefSeq and is a predicted model, not a curated record. Gene Ontology annotation, cellular component: cytoplasm. NCBI's taxonomy places the organism in Eukaryota, Metazoa, Chordata, Aves, Galliformes, Phasianidae. The transcript has a single exon. Bases 1039 to 1443 code for a protein of 134 amino acids. Gene Ontology annotation, biological process: actin cytoskeleton organization; positive regulation of actin filament bundle assembly; regulation of actin filament polymerization.
UUAAGAAACAUGUGGAUGUGGCACUGAGGGCCAUGGUUAGUGGGCCACGGUUUGUGGGCAUGGUGGUGGUGAGUUGAUGGUUGGACAAGGUGAACUUAGUGGUCUUUCCAACCUUGAUGAUUCUGUGAGAUAAGGAGCAGUUGGAAGGGGGGAGCUUUGCAAAGGUGAGGUAUUCCUCCAGACUGAUUUUCUUAUCUUGGGAAGACCAUACAGACUGGCUGAAUUACAACAGGCAAACUUAGUAGGGGAGAGACAGACCUCAUAAACUCUGCCUGCGCACCAAGGAGUCAUCUUGCUGUCAUUUGGACAGGGGGAGAGUGAGACCUCCUGAAGCCCCUCUGAACCAUCAACCCACUUCCAGAGUAUUCUAAGAAUUGAACAGCACUUGCACAGGGUUAGGGCCAUACCUUGAUCACAACAUUAGAGGGGGCCUGACAACCACCCAAGACCCCAGACCCAUUUCUGGAACAUUCUGAAUAACUGAGCUUGUACUCAGGGAGAACAUAAUGCAAAGGCAUCAUAGCUCAUCACUAGUAGGGCAUUUCUUAUCUUUUUUUCAUUUUUCCCAGGCAUACUUGAAGCUUCUCUUUCUUUGAGUAAAAGCAUUAACCGAUUGCUUGGUGUCAUUUUACCUGAUGGAAUCUUGAACCUUGCAACCUCUGUACGCUACCCAGGGCAGCCUAGAGUCAGGUCCUGCAGCUGCUUGGUGCCAGCUGGGUGAGGCCCCAUGUCAAGGCUUCCUUCUUGGUGGGCACCUGAUUAGAAAGCCUUAUUAAUGGCACUCUGUGGGGUCUUGCUGCUAGGCAGGUGCAACAUCAUAAUACUGCUUGUGGCUGCUGACAUUAUGGAACCUUCUGGCAGCUUCCAGGGUCUCUGCUCGGGGCAAAGUGGGAACCUGCUACGUUGGUUCCUCUGGCUUUCCUGCUCAGGCUCCCAAACUAACAUUUUUAGGAUCGGCUUGCCAAGACCAAGGCAAAACCAAAAAGCAAGGAGGGGCAGUGCUUCGCAUUUCUGAGAGAUUUAUGCAGCCCUGCCACAAUGAACUGCUGGAAUUAUUACACUGACUGCAUCCUGAGCGACAAGUACAUUGAUGAUGUGGCCAUUGUGGGCCUCUCCGACAACAAGUACGUGUGGGCAGCCAAGCCAGGAGGGCUGCUGUCAGCUGUCUCACCUCGUGAAGUGGACUUGAUCACAGGCCAGGACAGGAUAACAUUCCUGACGGCUGGAAUCAGUAUCGCAGGGAAGAAGUGCAUUGUGAUUCGUGACAGCCUGCUGGUGGAAGGAGACAAUGUGAUGGACAUCAGAAGCAGAGGUGGUGACAGCAGAUCCAUCUGUAUAGGCAAGACCCCCAAAGCCCUGAUCUUCCUCAUGGGCAACAGAGGAGUCCAUGGAGGAGUCCUCAAUCUGAAGAUCCAUGAUAUGAUUGCCGGCAUGACACUGUGAGGCAAAUGGCACCAGAGAGACAGAAAUCUUCCACCUGAGUAUGGUGACAUUGUCAUAGCUUUAGCAGAGAAAGGAAAUAAGCCUGGUUUUCUUGCAUA